This is a messenger RNA of Melospiza melodia melodia, 330 nucleotides long. Its product is annotated as parvalbumin, thymic CPV3. The record is from RefSeq and is a predicted model, not a curated record. Gene Ontology annotation, cellular component: cytoplasm. The transcript has 4 exons. Gene Ontology annotation, molecular function: calcium ion binding. Lineage: Eukaryota; Metazoa; Chordata; Aves; Passeriformes; Passerellidae. Bases 1 to 330 code for a protein of 109 amino acids.
AUGAGCCUUACAGACAUUCUAAGCCCUUCUGACAUCGCUGCUGCUCUGCGGGACUGCCAAGCUCCAGAUUCCUUUAGUCCCAAAAAAUUCUUUCAGAUCAGUGGGAUGUCUAAAAAGACAAGCAGCCAGCUCAAGGAGAUCUUCCGGAUUCUCGACAACGACCAAAGCGGCUUUAUUGAGGAAGAUGAGCUCAAGUAUUUCCUUCAGAGGUUUGAGUGUGGAGCCAGAGUGUUAACUGCCUCAGAAACCAAGACCUUCCUGGCAGCUGCAGACCAUGAUGGGGAUGGUAAAAUCGGGGCUGAAGAAUUCCAGGAAAUGGUGCAGGCUUAG